CACACAUUAUCUUUAAUUAUUCCUAUUUUUAUGACCGUCGUGUCAGUUACAGCGAUUCCUAAUGCUGACAAACGUGACCCGAUGGCUCUAGCUGAACCUAACGCCGAUGCGGAAGCCAAUUACUACGGAUACGAUGACUAUUAUAAGAAACAUUAUGGUCAUGGGGCAUAUUACAAGCGUUCUUACGAGCCCUACUACUAUAAGAAACACAAAUAUCAUAAUUAUGGUUAUAGUUAUUACAAGCGUGAUCCGGAACCUAAUGCUGAAGCGGAACCCAAUUACUACGGAUACGAUGACUAUUAUAAGAAACAUCAUCAUGGUUAUG
Molecule: messenger RNA, 325 nt
Organism: Dentiscutata heterogama
Lineage: Eukaryota; Fungi; Glomeromycota; Glomeromycetes; Diversisporales; Gigasporaceae
Source: the annotation of a GenBank genome assembly